Musca vetustissima is the source of this 851-nucleotide messenger RNA. Its product is annotated as serine protease 1-like. The record is from RefSeq and is a predicted model, not a curated record. Gene Ontology annotation, biological process: proteolysis. NCBI's taxonomy places the organism in Eukaryota, Metazoa, Arthropoda, Insecta, Diptera, Muscidae. The coding region runs from base 19 to 846 and encodes 275 amino acids. Gene Ontology annotation, molecular function: serine-type endopeptidase activity. The transcript has 2 exons.
UUGUAUCACAGCAGCAACAUGAAAUUCUUCAUCGUUUUUGCCUUGGCUUUGGCCACCGCCUCAGCCUUUGACUUGAGAUCCGAAUAUGUGGAAUCUCGUGAUGUCAUCAUGCCCGUUGUUGAAACCGAGGGCCGCAUUACCAACGGCAACACCGCCACCGUUGGACAAUUUCCCUAUCAAGUUGGUUUAUCCUUGAAAAUUAAUGCUCUCUCUUCAUCCUGGUGUGGUGGUUCCUUGAUUGGUAACCGUUGGGUUUUGACCGCUGCUCACUGUACCGAUGGCAUCCAAUCCGUCACCGUCUACUUGGGCGCCACUGUUCGUACCUCCGCUGAAGUCACCUAUACCGUUUCCAAGAGCGACAUUAUCAUCCACUCUGGCUGGAAUAGCGCCACUGUUAAGAACGACAUCUCCUUGAUCAAGAUCCCCUCUGUCAGCUACACUAGCCGCAUCCAGGCCGUUAAAUUGCCCGCCAUCGCCAGCUCUUACUCUACCUAUGCCGGUGAUUAUGCCAUCGCUUCCGGUUGGGGCCGUAUCUCUGACUCUGCCAGCGGUGUUACCAACAACUUGCAAUGGGCCCGCAUGCAAAUCAUCACCAACUCUGUCUGUGCUCAAACCUAUGGUAGCUCCAUUGUUACCUCAACCAACAUUUGCGUUGCCACACCCGGUGGUGUCUCCACCUGCAAUGGUGAUUCUGGUGGCCCAUUGGUUUUGGAAUCCUCCAAGGUUCAAGUUGGUUUGACCUCUUUCGGUUCUUCUGCUGGCUGUGCCAAGGGAUACCCAGCUGCUUUCACCCGUGUGACCAGCUACUUGGAUUGGAUCAAAUCCAAUACUGGUAUCUCUUAUUAAAUUGU